Messenger RNA from Impatiens glandulifera, 930 nucleotides. RefSeq lists its product as uncharacterized. The record is from RefSeq and is a predicted model, not a curated record. The coding region runs from base 1 to 930 and encodes 309 amino acids. NCBI's taxonomy places the organism in Eukaryota, Viridiplantae, Streptophyta, Magnoliopsida, Ericales, Balsaminaceae. The transcript is spliced from 5 exons.
AUGGGGAUUCCCGAGAUUGGAGAUCACAUGAAUGUUGGUGUUUUUCUCCUCUUUGAUGGAGACUGGAAAACUGAUGAUUGCGGGGUUAGUUCUUUUGUCUCAAGUUCGUGUCGUGGUGUGAAUGUACCCCGAAAUGCUACAUAUGAAGAGUUAGCUUCAAUUGUCUAUAAUUCUAUUGGUGUGGACAAACUAAGAUAUGACUUAGUGUUCAAGGCUUGGAGGUCAAGGGAAAAUGCCUUAAUGGCGGUGCGAGGAACUGUGGAGGAUUCCUAUGGUGAAUUGCCAUCCUACCUGUUCAUGUUGCAUAAGAAGAACCCAGGAUGUUGUCGUCCUGUAUUGUGCAUCGAUGCCAGCUUCCUUAAGCACAAAGUUAGAGGUCAACUACUGGUUGCGAUAGCAUUGGAUGCGAACGAGCAACUAUAUCCCGUUGCUUUUGGUGUCGUUGAUUUAGAGAAUAAUAACUCUUGGACAUAUUUCAUGCAACAACUAAGGUUGACAAUUGGAUCAGUCCCGAAUCUCAUCUUCAUAUCCGAUAGACACCCAAGUAUUGCCAACGCCUUGUCCGCGGUUUUUCCAAAAGCACAUCACAGUGCAUGCACAUACCACAUCAAAAUGAAUAUAGUGGCCAAAUUUAAAACGGAUAACUGCCAUGUUGAGUUUGAUUUGGCUUCUCGCGCAUACACCGAGUCCAUGUUUCAGAAGCAUUUUGACAAGAUCAGAACUAAAGACCCUAUGAUUGCUCAAUAUUUGGAACAAAUUGGAGUGGAGAGAUGGAGUCGUGCUUUUUUCCCCGGUUCGCGAUACAAUCAAAUGACAAGUUUUACUCAACUGAAUCGUGGUGCAUGGCUUAUGCGGAGACAUGUUAUCCAGUUUUUCAUCAUAAUGAAGCUUGGGACAUUCCCGAACAUAUCAAGAAAUGAGUCUGCCUAA